Lates calcarifer (barramundi perch) is the source of this 4529-nucleotide messenger RNA. Its product is annotated as NLR family CARD domain-containing protein 3. Gene Ontology annotation, molecular function: protein binding. Lineage: Eukaryota; Metazoa; Chordata; Actinopteri; Centropomidae. The transcript is spliced from 11 exons. The coding region runs from base 223 to 3624 and encodes 1133 amino acids. The record is from RefSeq and is a predicted model, not a curated record.
UCAGAGAUAUUAGAUCAGGACUGUUCACUGAAGCUGCUGAACUCUGAGUUUAGAUGUUUCUAAAUGUUUGUGUCUUUAAACAAAGUCAAACCACAUCUGAACUUUUCUGAUUAUGUUUCACUUCAUGUUUCUGACCCCUCCCUCCCUCCUCCAAUUCCUGUUUAAAGUUUAGUUUCGUUUUCACCGAUCAUCGUGGCGCAGUUUGUUUUCUCCGUCUGAAGCAUGAGUGAUGAGGACAGAGAGGAGGGAGUCCCUCCCUCUAAAACCACUCUGUGUGGGGAACAUGAGAGCCAGACCAAAGCUCAGAGCCCAGAGCAGCAGCACUCACCACACUCUGCUGGACCUGGACCUGGACCUGGACCUGGACCUGGAUCUGAACCUGAACCCAGCUGUGUGUCCAUGAAGAGAGACCGAUCAGCAUCUCCUUCUCUUCUUUCAGAUUUCAGACAAUCUGUUGAUGGAAGGAUCCAGCAGCAGAGACCAGACUCUCCUGGACCCAGCUGUCUGUCUUUAAAGAGCAACGAGUCAAAGAAAGGCUUCAUUAACUUUAAAGGUGGACGUCCAUCAGCUGAUCAGAUAGUGGACCAGGAGAGCUCAGAGGUUCCCAGUGGUCAGUCUGCCCAGCAGCAUCAAACACACCUGGACUCCAUAUUUAUGCUGCUGGAGGAGAACAUCGUCACUUUUGUGAAGAAGGAGCUGAAGAAGAUGCAGAAGGUUCUGAGUCCAGAUUACCCAGAAUGCUUAGAGAGUCAGAGGGAGGAUGAGGAGGUGUUGGACGGUGAGGAUGAAGAGCAGAGGAGGAGCAGCAGAGAGGAGUUUCUGAAGAUCACAGUGAACUUCCUGAGGAGAAUGAAGCAGGAGGAGCUGGCUGACUGUCUGCAGAGCAAAUCUCCUGCUAUGUGCCAGCACAACCUCAAAUCUAACCUGAAGAAGAAGUUCCAGUGUUUGUUUGAGGGGAUCUCUAAAGCAGGAAACCCAACCUUUCUGAAUCAGAUCUACACAGAGCUCUACAUCACAGAGGGAGGGACUGGAGAGGUCAGUGAUGAACAUGAGGUCAGACAGAUGGAAACAACAUCCAGGAAACCAGACAGACCAGAAACAACCAUCAGACAAGAAGACAUCUUUAAAGCCUCACCUGGAAGAGAUGAACCAAUCAGAACAGUGAUGACAAAGGGAGUGGCUGGCAUUGGGAAAACAGUCUUAACACAGAAGUUCACUCUGGACUGGGCUGAAGACAAAGCCAACCAGGACAUACACUUCACAUUUCCAUUCACUUUCAGAGAGCUGAAUGUGCUGAAAGAGAAAAAGUUGAGCUUGGUGGAACUUGUUCAUCACUUCUUUACUGAAACCAAAGAAGCAGGAAUCUGCAGGUUUGAAGAGUUCCAGGUUGUGUUCAUCUUUGACGGUCUGGAUGAGUGUCGACUUCCUCUGGACUUCCACAACACUGAGAUCCUGACUGAUGUUACAGAGUCCACCUCAGUGGACGUGCUGCUGACAAACCUCAUCAGGGGGAAACUGCUUCCCUCUGCUCGCCUCUGGAUAACCACACGACCUGCAGCAGCCAAUCAGAUCCCUCCUGAGUGUGUUGACAUGGUGACAGAGGUCAGAGGGUUCACUGACCCACAGAAGGAGGAGUACUUCAGGAAGAGGUUCAGAGAUGAGGAUCAGGCCAGCAGGAUCAUCUCCCACAUCAAGACCUCACGAAGCCUCCACAUCAUGUGCCACAUCCCAGUCUUCUGCUGGAUCACUGCUACAGUUCUGGAGGAUGUGUUGAAAACCAGAGAGGGAGGAGAGCUGCCCAAGACCCUGACUCAGAUGUACAUCCACUUCCUGGUGGUUCAGACCAAACUGAAGAACAUCAAGUAUGAUGGAGGAUCUGGGACAGAUCCACACUGGAGUCCAGAGACCAGGAAGAUGAUUAAGUCUCUGGGAAAACUGGCUUUUGAUCAGCUGCAGAAAGGAAACCUGAUCUUCUAUGAAUCAGACCUGACAGAGUGUGGCAUCGAUAUCAGAGCAGCCUCAGUGUACUCAGGAGUGUUCACACAGAUCUUUAUAGAGGAGAGAGGACUGUACCAGGACAAGGUGUUCUGCUUCGUCCAUCUGAGUGUUCAGGAGUUUCUGGCUGCUCUUCAUGUCCAUCUGACCUUCAUCAACUCUGGAGUCAAUCUGCUGUCAGAAGAACAACCAACCUCCCAGAAGUCUAAAAGAAGAAAAUAUGAAUCUGCAGAGACACAGUUCUACCAGAGAGCUGUGGACAAGGCCUUACAGAGUCCAAAUGGACACCUGGACCUGUUCCUCCGCUUCCUCCUGGGUCUUUCACUGGAGACCAAUCAGAGUCUCCUACAAGGUCUGCUGACUCAGACAGGAAGUGGUUCAGAGACCAAUCAGGAAACAGUCCAGUACAUCAAGAAGAAGGUUGAAGAGACUCCCUCUGCAGAGAAAAGCAUCAACCUGUUCCACUGUCUGAAUGAACUGAAUGAUCGUUCUCUAGUGGAGGAGAUCCAACAGUCCCUGAGUUCAGGACGUCUCUCCACAGAUAAACUGUCUCCUGCUCAAUGGUCAGCUCUGGGCUUCAUCUUACUGUCAUCAGAAAAAGAUCUGGACGUGUUUGACCUGAAGAAAUACUCUGCUUCAGAGGAGGCUCUUCUGAGGCUGCUGCCAGUGGUCAAAGCCUCUAACAAAGCUCUACUGAGUGGCUGUAACCUCUCAGAGAGAAGCUGUGAAGCUCUGUCCUCAGUUCUCAGCUCCCAGUCCUCUAGUCUGAGAGGUCUGGACCUGAGUGACAAUGACCUGAAGGAUUCAGGACUGAAGACUCUGUCUGUUGGACUGAAGAGUCCACACUGUUCACUGAAGACUCUCAGUCUGUCAGGCUGUCUGAUCACAGAGGAAGGCUGUGCUUCUCUGGUCUCAGCUCUGAGCUCCAACCCCUCCCAUCUGAGAGAGCUGGACCUGAGCUACAAUCAUCCAGGAGACUCAGGAGUGAAGCUGCUGUCUGCUGGACUGGAGGAUCCAGACUGGAGACUGGACACUCUCAGGGUGGAGCCUGGUGGAGUCCGAUGGUUGAGACCAGGUCUGAGGAAGUAUUCCUGUCAACUCACAAUCGACACAAACACAGUGAACACAAAGAUCAAACUGUCUGACAACAACAGGAAGGUGAUAUAUGUGGAGGAGGAUCAGUCAUAUCCUGAUCAUCCAGACAGAUUUGACUUCUGGCCUCAGCUGCUGUGUAGAACUGGUCUGACUGGUCGCUGUUACUGGGAGGUCGAGUGGAAAGGAGAGGUUUAUGUAACAUUGAGUUACAGAGGAAUCAGAAGGAAAGGGGACAGAGAAUAUCAUAAGUUUGGAAGGAACGAUCAGUCCUGGAGUCUGUUCUGUUCUGAUGUUUAUGGUUACUCUGUCAGUCACAAUAACACAGAAAAGUAUGUCACCUCCUCCUCCUCCUCCUCUGUCUCUAACAGAGUAGCAGUGUAUGUGGACUGUCCUGCUGGCUCUCUGUCCUUCUGCAGAGUCUCCUCUGACUCUCUGCUCCACCUCCACACCUUCAACACCACAUUCACUGAACCUCUGUAUCCUGGGUUUGGGUUCUGGCGGUCUGGUUCCUCAUUGUCUCUGUGUUCAGUGUAGCAGAGUCUCCUCCUGUCAGAGAAACUUUCUCUCUGUUGAACAGAGAGUUCAGUCUGUUCAUGUCUGUGAAUAUUUGUCUUUUCUUAAUUUUCAGAUCAGUGUAUUAAAUCAGUCCAGCCCUUUAAAUGAAGGAUGUUAGGAUUAUUGCAGGAUAAAAAUGUUGUUGACUUUUACUGUGUUUCAUCUGUUCAGAUCAGAUUCAACCUUUGACCUUUGACCAAUGGAUGUAACUUUAGGAUGUUUAGAUCUUUGAUUACUGUCAUCUGACUCCACCCAGAGGCCCAGACUUUGAUUAUUUAUAAGCCAAUCACAGCGUCCCACAUCAUCUAAAGUGGACAGCAGUAGAGUAGAAGUAGAACCACAAACCCUUUGUCAGGAAACAUGGCUGACCAUGAGGCGAGAGGGAAGUUUAAGGCACAUUUUAAUCUGUUAAUCAAAUUGUUAAUGUACAUAUUUUUUGUUUAAACUGUGUUUAAAGUAAACAUGAGAUGUUAUAUUACUCAGAAUGUCAUAUUAAAGAUGUAUAGCUGUCAAACAAUUCAUCCAUUGGAAUGGUCAGAGGAUUUUAAUGUCACAAAUAUUCUAAUGCUACAUUGAUUAUAUACUAGAUACUCAGAAAUUGAGGAUAUUAAGAGUAGUUUUUUUUUCUUACUUUGUUAUAAUAAUAUCAAAAUAUAUAUGCAUUAUGUUUUAAAGCAUCACUUUAUUCAUUUAUUUGAGUUACUGUUCAGGUCUUUUAAGAAUAUUUAUUGACAAUUCUAUUAUUGGUCAGUUCACUUUUUGAUUGCUAAUGAUUUAUGAGUGCAUUUAGAGUAGAAAUACACCAUUACAGUAGUGUUUUUUUUUCUGAAUAGGUUAAUUCAUUCUUUUGUGUUUUCACAAUAAAAGCAUCACUGUGAAUAUCA